AGCCGGGCUCGGACGUCCCGCCAUCCCGGGAGCCUGGAUUCCGCGGCCCCGGGAGGCUCUUGAGACUCAGGCGCGAUCCCGUUACCGGCUCCUCUCAGGUUUGGAGUAAAAGGUGCACCUCGAGACACGGCAAGCAUAGAAAAUACAACUGUGGAUGAGUUGAACACAGGAGUGGUGACAGAUUUCUUGUUGACUAUGUGAAUACUGACUGGGGAGCACAGGAAUGGAACCUGGAAUGGAGGAGAUCCCAGUUAAAGUUGCAGUUCGAAUCAGACCUCUGCUUUCCAAAGAAAUACUUCAUAACCACCAAGUGUGUGUGAGAUUAGUCCCACACAGUCAACAAAUUAUCAUCGGGAAGGACCGUGUCUUCACUUUUGAUUUUGUAUUUGGCAAAAACUCAACCCAAGAGGAAGUUUAUACUGUCUGCAUUAAGCCUCUUCUAGUGUCUUUGGUUGAGGGAUACAAUGCUACAGUGUUUGCAUAUGGACAGACAGGUUCUGGGAAGACUUACACCAUCGGAGGUGGCCACAUUGCAUCAGUUGCAGAGGAUGAAAAGGGCAUAAUCCCACGGGCUAUUCAGGAAUUGUUUCAGCGUAUAUCUGAAAACCAUAACAUUGAAUUCCACGUGAAAGUCUCGUAUAUAGAGGUUUACAAGGAAGAACUUCGCGAUUUACUGGAGUUAGAGACAUCUGUGAAAGAAUUACAUAUCCGAGAAGAUGAAAAAGGAAAUACAGUGAUUAUUGGUGCUAAGGAAUUCCAAGUAGAAUGUGCAGAUGAAGUGAUAAGCCUGUUGGAAAGUGGCAAUGCAGCUCGUCACACAGGCACAACACAAAUGAAUGAACACUCUAGUAGAUCUCAUGCCAUUUUCACCAUCAGUAUUUGUCAAAAGCAGCCCACAGAAAGUCAAGGAAAUACUGAUGCUGCACAGGAUUCAUCUUGGAAAUCGGUUCAGGUGAUUGCUUCAAAGUUUCAUUUUGUGGACUUGGCAGGAUCAGAGAGAGUAACUAAGACUGGAAAUACUGGUGAACGCUUCAAAGAAUCAAUUCAGAUCAACAGUGGUCUGUUGGCCUUGGGAAAUGUCAUCAGUGCCCUUGGGGACCCAAAAAGGAAAAGUGUACAUAUUCCAUACAGGGAUGCUAAAAUCACUCGUAUCCUGAAAGACUCUCUUGGAGGAAAUGCUAAGACUGUCAUGAUAACAUGUGUAAGUCCAUCCUCAUCAGACUUUGACGAAUCUUUAAAUUCUCUCAAAUAUGCCAACAGAGCAAAAAACAUCAGAAAUAAACCAAUUGUAAAUUACAACCCUGAUCAAGACCGGAUUGAUGAAAUGGAACUUGAAAUCAGAUUGCUUCGAGAAGCUCUGCAGAACCAGCAAGUCAGUAGUCAUUGUUCACAUGACUUAAAUCAAGAAAGAAUUCAUAUCAGUUCACUGGAGGAGCAGCUCACCCAGCUUCAGUUUCAAUGCUUCAGUUACAAAAGUUGUGUAGACGAAGCUUUCUCAUUUCUGGUUGAUUUGAACAAUGACGGUAGCUUGAAAAGAAGCCAUCGGGAAAAGCUGCAGAGCUGGAUCACUAUGGCACAAGAAGUAAGGAAGGAAGCUGUCACCAUGCAGGAAAAUGACACAGGGACGGCAACUGGCCAGGCACCACAUCACAUUACAGAUCCUCAGCUAAAGAGGGAACUAAAUAAAUGCCAGCAGACUGUAGUGAUGGAUGAAGACAUAAUUAGCCAGAAAGAUCGUGAACUAUAUGUACUGCAGAACCAGAUAAAGACAUUGAUACAGGAAAAUGAAAAACAACUGGAAUCUUUAAAGAAGGCUCAAGAAACCUACAGGUUACAGAAUGAGAAAAUGGUGGAACAGCAAAUGCUUAUUGAUCAGCUGAAAGAAAAAUUAGAGAAGUUUACAGACGUGAGAGCUUUGGACUUCUCAGAUGCUUGUGAGCAUGGGCCAGCUGUUGUGACACCUGCAAGGCCAUACAGUGUCCCACUCACAAAGAGCCUGCUACGCUCCCUUCACCCAUCUUCAGGGACAGAUACCCGAAAGGUGUAUACCAGCUCUCCACUGUCCUCCCUGGCCAAAGUAAUGGCAGAAUUUCGUGCUCGCAGCCAGAUGAUACAGAGCAACAUAGAAGAUCAGGAUACAGUCCUUCACUGCCACCUCUCUGAUCAGAGUGAUGAAGAGAAAGAAAAUACAGGCAGCAAAAAGGAAACUUCAUUUAAGCAUUCCAUAAACCAAACAUGGACACAAAAACAGGCUUCUCUGAGCUUUCUUCCUGAUCUAAGUGACAUGAAGCAUCAAGUAGACAAGUCUGAUAUUGAGAGCCUCCAGAAAAGUCAUGUUCUCAAUAUGCAGAAGUUAAAGAAUUCAGAGUUGAGACUCACUGAGGCCAAGCAGAAAAUGAGAGAACUUGCACUUAGUAUCAAAAUGAAAGAGGAGCUUCUUCAGGAGUUAGUAAGAACAGGUAAGGAUGCUGAGCAUGUAAGCAGGCAAUAUGCUUUGAAGAUAAGUAAGCUGGAGAAAGAAUCUGAGCUUGCCAAAAUGGAACUGGAUGAAACACAAAGGCAUCUUCAGGAGCUGGAGAGGAAGGAGCUUAGAGACAUGCCUGAGAAAGCCAAGUUACAAAAAGAGCUCCAGAAAAAGAUUGAUGCAGCUAAAUUGAAAGUGCAGGCCUUAGAGAAGAAGCAGCAAGACACCAAGAAUCUGGCUCUGUUAACUAACCAAAGUGAGAGACAAGCAACAGAACUUGAGCAGAACGUUACUCAGAUGAAGCACCAGCAAACCCAACUACAGAAAAGACUGUGUGAGGAGAAUGAAAAAAAGAAACAACUAGAAGCAGAGAUUCAGCAGGAGCAGCAACAAAUUAAAGAACUUCAACUUAAGAUGGAGCAACAACAGAAGAUCCUUAAACUUAAGGAUAAAGAGACAGCUGCAUUUAAAAUGAAGAAAAAUAACUCAGUUGGAGCAUUGCAGAAGCCACAGAAAUUAGAAGAACAAAAGAAAUGGCUGGAUGAAGAAAUUGAAAGAAUUCUCAAACAUCGCCAACAAUUAGCAGGACUUGAAGAAGAUUUAAAGAAAAGAGAAGCUAUUGUAGCCAAAAGAGAAGCAUUAUUGCAAGAGAAAAGCCAUCUGGAAAUCAAGAAACUGAGAUCUAGCCAGGCUUUAAACAAGGACAGUAUGAAAUUAUCUACUCGCUUAAGUAUGGUGGAUCAGGAACUGUGUGACAAAGGUAUGCAGCUUCAGGGCAGCACCACUGAAGAUCAGACAGACAUUCUGGAAGAAAUUCAGGUUCUUCAGAUGGAAAGGGAAGAGCUGCUCAGAAGAAGAAAUAGUGUGGAUGAGAAACUGAAAGAUGGUAAAGUGUUAUCAACUGAAGAAGAACAUACUCUUUUCCAACUGGAAGAAGGAAUUGAAGCCCUGGAGGCUGCUAUUGAUUACAAGAAUGAAAAUAUUCAAAAUCACCAGCGCUUGCUUAGGUCAUCCUCUCAGAUUCUUUCACAGAGUGAGAGUAAUGUAAUAGGAAAACUAGUUUCCUUGUCUGCUGCAGAGCUCAGAGCUAUCAUCUUCAAAUAUUUCAAUAAGAUUGUUGGCCUUCGUGAAUCUGAACGUGAAUUACAACUGCAGAUUGAAGAACAGAAAAUGAAGGUCAUAGACCAGGAAAACAUAAUACGUGAAUUAAAAUCUGCACUUAAACAUGUCAAUUUGCAGUGUGACAGGCAGCUGACCCUACAACACAAAGAGCAUGAGAAAAAACUACAGCUAAUACUGCAUCAUUUCAAAGAACAAGAUAGUGGAAGUCUUGCAGAAACCCUGAAAAGCUAUGAAGCAAAAGUCCAGCAACUGGAAAAAGACUUAUUUUUCUACAAGAAAACAAGCAGAGAGCUGAAGAAGAAAUUGAAAGGCCUAUUUGGAGAGUCAUCCCAUCAAUUAUUGCCAUCCACUAAAUAUAACAGCACUGAUAAGGCAUCCAGUCAAGAUGAAGUAGAAGUUGCUUCUGAAGAAUUCAAGUCAAUACUUAACCCUGAAACCAAUUGUCAUCCAGGGAAAAUAAAAGAAACAGACAAAACAAAUAUUUUAAGAGCACAGCAGAAUUCAUAUAGGUGCAACAAGGAAUGUUUGUCAAGCACUAGUGAUGACAAAAGAGGGAAAGAUGAAGCUGAGCCUUCAAAACCUCAUUCUCAGCUACCUCCAGUCAUCCAGAGAAGAAAAACCAUAACACAGUUUCAAGGAGUAACUCCAAUAAAACUUUCUCGCCGAGAGCUUCGUCACAUUCCUCCAUCUGAGCUAUCUCUGAGACGCUCAAGCCUUGGAGCUGGUGUCAGUUCUAUUGCUCUAGAUUCCAUUGAAAUGGACAAAAAGUCUAGUGUCACUAAGACAUAG
Calypte anna (Anna's hummingbird) is the source of this 4375-nucleotide messenger RNA. RefSeq names its product kinesin family member 27 (gene KIF27). Gene Ontology annotation, biological process: microtubule-based movement; mitotic spindle organization. The coding region runs from base 224 to 4375 and encodes 1383 amino acids. Gene Ontology annotation, molecular function: microtubule motor activity; microtubule binding; ATP binding. Lineage: Eukaryota; Metazoa; Chordata; Aves; Apodiformes; Trochilidae. The transcript is spliced from 18 exons. The record is from RefSeq and is a predicted model, not a curated record.